CGCACCUCUCCGGGCCUCAGCCUCUGUCCCUCCCGAGCGGAUUGUUAGUGGUCGACAUGGAGUUCUUACUUGGAAACCCGUACAGCACUCCCGUGGGCCAGGCCGUAGAGCGGGCCACAGAUGGAGGCCAACAGAACGAGGACUGGACCCUCAACAUGGAGAUCUGCGAUAUCAUAAACGAGACGGACGAGGGGCCAAAAGACGCCAUGCGGGCACUGAAGAAGAGACUCGGGGCCAACAAGAACUACAGAGAAGUGAUGCUGGCGCUAACGGUUUUGGAGACUUGUGUGAAAAACUGCGGCCACAGGUUUCAUGUCCAGGUGGCCAACAGAGAUUUCAUUGAUGGUGUGUUGGUCAAAAUCAUCUCCCCCAAAACCAAUCCUCCAACCAUCGUACAGGACAAAGUGCUGGCGCUCAUACAGGCCUGGGCCGAUGCCUUCAGGAGUAGCCCCGAUCUAACUGGUGUGGUCCACAUUUAUGAGGAACUGAAGAGGAAAGGCAUUGAGUUCCCAAUGGCAGACCUGGAUGCACUGUCUCCCAUCCACACACCACAGAGGGGUACAGCAGAGGUGGACCCGGCCAUGAUCAAGUACCUAGCCCUGGCCUCACCCGCCGCCGUGCCCCCUCAUCCUGCCCCGACCCCGGCCAUGGCCCCGACCCCUGCAUCUACCACAGAGGCUGCCCACAUGCCCAGCCCCAUCACCGCUACCCCUGAACAGAUCGCCCGGCUGCGCAGCGAGCUGGACGUAGUGAGAGGAAACACCAAAGUCAUGUCAGAAAUGCUAACGGAGAUGGUCCCUGGGCAGGAAACUGCCUCUGACCUAGAACUGCUUCAGGAGCUGAACAGAACAUGCAGGGCGAUGCAGCAGCGAGUGGUCGAGCUGAUUUCACGGGUCUCGAACGAGGAAGUGACCGAGGAGCUGCUUCACGUCAACGACGACCUCAACAACAUUUUCCUCCGAUAUGAGAGGUACGAGAGGUACCGGUCGGGUCGAGCCGCUCAGAACAACGGGAUGUUGAAUGAGACCACAGAGGACAACCUCAUAGACCUUGGCCCAGGCUCCCCCGCUGUGGUCACGCCUAGGAUUAGCUCUAGCCCUUCACCCAAGUCCACCGCCGGGGCCACUGCCUCCCCGGCCCAUAACCCCACGACAGCCUCUCUUUCGUCUGCACUCGCCAGUAUUGAUGUAGCUUCAGACAGCGUGAGCGGGACCCUGUCUUCUCUACCGGGCCGCAACCAGGAUGACUUUGACAUGUUUGCCCAGACCAGGACCACCUCUUUGGCCGAGCAGCGCAAAAAUGUAAAGUACGAGGACCCUCAGGCUCUGGGAAGCCUGGCCUCGGCGUUGGAUGUGAGACAACAGAACACAGGAGGGCUGAGUGUAAAAGGGGAUGAUUACCCAGCAGAUCAGGAGCUGCCCAUAGACAGCUGGCUUAUUACCCAAGGAAUGAUCCCCGUUUCGCAGUCCUCUGUCAUGGAUGACAUAGAGGAGUGGCUCUGUGCUGACGUGAAAGGGGAUGCUGCUGAGGAAGGAGUGACCAGUGAAGAGUUUGACAAGUUCCUGGAGGAGCGAGCAAAGGCUCCAGACUCUCUGCCGUCUCCCCCCGGAGCUAACCCUGCUCACCCUGCUCGUGCCCCCGGGGGCUCCCACAAGAAGGCUGAACAGACGGAGGAUGCCCUCUUUGCCUUGUAGACUCUUACGGACGCUCUCCAGGGGCAUCUAAAGGUCCUCGCCCUCGAUGAUGCCUCCCCAACGGUCCCUCCAGUCCCAUUUCCUCGCUGACUGGCAGUGGCAAGUGAUCUCCACCUCCUUGUCAUUCUCUUGCCACCGUGUUGCUUUAACAUGCAAAGGUCCAACGUGUUUGCUGCGUUUUACUAUAUCUGAAGGUAUUAACCUGUUGUGUGGGACGUACUACUCGCAGCAUCUCAUUCGUAACGCACCACCAAAGGACGACGAGCUAACUUGUCUGAUGUGGUUUUAAAAUGUGGUAUAUUACUGCGAGGUUAACGGAAAGAAAUCCACUGCAUGUCCAUGAAUUGAGUCAUUGUGGAAGCAUACAAUUAGGAUUGCAUUGUGUUUGACUAGCUAAUCACUAAUUUAUACUUUUAUUUUAUUUCAUUUCACAAACGGCUUCUGUUAGCAGGCUAAUUUAGCUAACUAGGGAUAUAAAGGCUGAAUCAUAGCUACUCUCGAUGAGUGUACGGCAGCAUUCAUUUUACCAAAGGGAAUUAAACAAAAAGACUCUAAGAAACACGAGUUAGGAUUCUUUAUGUAUUUUAAAAGGCUAAGGGGAACGUGCCCAUGGAAUACUUCAGUCUUUCCAGUUCUCUGAAUAGCUGCAACAAAUUAGCUGCUCUUGAACACUUUAAGCCAUACCAAAGAAAGCUGAGGUGUUAAUGAGCAACUAGUAUAAAUUGUACCUGUUGAACAGCAGUCACCUUCAUGUGUUCUACAUGUUAAAGGAUCAUGAACCUUUUCCUUCCCCUGAUAUAUUAAUAUCUGUGCACUUUGAAGCAAAAACAAGUCUGUAUUUCUUUCCUUUGUUUACAAGAUGGUUACUAUUUUUCUACGGGAUGGGAAAUGGUCUUUAGAUUGACUUAAUUUUGCACUUAACUUUUGUCACUGUUAUUGUGGGGCUUGUUCACAAAUAAGUGGAUUAAUGGACAGUUCAACCUUAUGAUUGCAAAACCUUUUUAGGUGCAAGACAGAAUAUGGCAUUUAAAGGAUCAACAGGACAGCGCUGGCACCAUAAUCAACUAACGGACAAAAGGUAAAGCUUACAGUAUUGUAUUGUAUUAAAGGCAGUAUUGCUAUAGGUAGAUAUUCACUUACUCUAAACUACGUAAUCUAUAUACCUCAAAAUACGGGAAUUCUAGUUUCUGUAUCUGGUUAAUGUUAUUAAGGCUUAUAGUAGUAUCCAGAGGGCAGAGAGGUGUAUGUAUCAUUUGAUUCCCUGAUUGUAUUUUCAUAGUUCAUGUAAAAAGAAAAAAGGAACCCUUCAUUAUUUAUCUUUGUGUGGUUGAGGCUGAAACAUGCAGCAAACAAUCCCGAUUGUACUUUCUUUGAUUUGUCCAGUCAAAGCCGUACUUUGAUCCUCGAUAUAUUUUCCUCCUGGUUUGAUUCAUCUGCUCCUUUUGGAGCUGCUGCCAAGCAGCUCGUCUGUGAUUGGCUGAUUUCAACAAAGUGGCUCCGACUGGAGUUUGUCUUUGAGGCAAAAAGCAAUCCUGUCUCCAUUCCAGCUCUUGCACUUGAAAGGUUGUUUUUGUCCAUUUAAGACCCAACGCCUUGUCAGUCAAGGCAUCCCGAGUCGUAAAAGCCUAAUUCAUGCAUCAACAUUACAUGUCGUCAGUGUAGCUAGACGGAAAUAGUCAUGAUUUGUUAUACUUUGUUAUUUGUCUGUGUAAUCAUUGUGAUUACAUAUUUUAAUGUAUUUUAGUUUGGGAAAAUGUAUGAUUUAACAAGCUUUAACUUUUGUUUGAUGCUGUAUGGUUACAUAUGGUUUAGAGGUUUAAUAUGGUUGCCAGGUAACUGAGAUAAUAGCGUUAAAUUUACAAUCAACCAUUGUGUUCACUUUAUGAAAAUAUAAAAAUGACCAUGCAGGCUGAACAAAAAGGAUUACUAAAAAUGUACCAGGAGAUCCUUUCAAAGGGAAUUUGAGUAAUGUUCUGUUUGUUUGUUACGUAUCUCUGGAUCUGUAACAGUGUAUUGUGUUACUUGCUUUUAUGAAGCUUACGUCCUGAUUGCAACAUGCUAUCUCAAAAUGGUUAUUGAAUGUCUUUUUAAUACUGAUGAAGCAGAACAUUGCGCGGAUGUUUGGUGGACAUGGAAGAGAGGCUGGUUUUCUGGCAGUGGGUGUCCCAUGUCUGUUUGGCUGUGCCGUCUUCUGCCAUUACUAAUGGUCAGAUUUCUGUUUGACCUAAUGCACGUAUAUAAUAACUGCCCAAUAAAACACUAGCAAUGUGUGACCUCU
Molecule: messenger RNA, 3972 nt
Organism: Cyclopterus lumpus (lumpfish)
Lineage: Eukaryota; Metazoa; Chordata; Actinopteri; Perciformes; Cyclopteridae
Gene: tom1l2a
Product: TOM1-like protein 2
Exons: 16
Coding region: 57-1694 (545 amino acids)
Biological process (GO): signal transduction
Cellular component (GO): membrane; endosome
Molecular function (GO): phosphatidylinositol binding; clathrin binding; ubiquitin binding
Source: RefSeq, a predicted model, not a curated record